AUGUUCAAUCCGGAAAAGUAUGCUGCGGCUACCGUUGCUCGGCUCCGUUCACUGUGUGAAGCGCAGGACACGCGCUCCACGGGUGCCCGGCUUCGGGAUGGUACGGAUGAAGAGUGGGAAAUCAUUCAGGGACUGGCGGAGGGUCACAUUGUGAGCCGCUCAUGCCCACACUUUAUCAAGAAAGUGAUAAAUGCGAAAGAUCGAUUGCGACUCCUGUCGACCAUUCAGCUGCAAGUCGAAGGAGAGCUAUCAUUCUCAUUGGCUGGGCAAGGGGCAAUUCCAUCCAGUCGACAUCAUACCCAGGCACUGAAGGAAGACAUACUGCUGGCGGCCGAAGGGUUGAAGAUGAAUCUACAGGCACUGCACACCAUGCUCAGUCAGGCGAAGACAAUUGGGUACAGCACGGUUCAGAAGUCGAUUAACAUUCACUUUUUUCAGCGAGCUACGGCGACAAAAUUUCAGAACACACUCGUGCCGUUCCGUCGGAAAAUCUACCGCCUCCACAAUCGGCACGCACCUACUUCUGGUUCAGUGUGGGAUUGCCAAGUCGGAGCCGAUGGUACUCGCCUCAAGAUGCAGACUGAGUAUGUUAUUCGACUCUACAAUGUUACGCGCUACAUGGACAUUGGACGCUUUACAGCAUUCUUGACGGCCCACACUAGUCCUGAAUUUGAUCUGGAACCUUUGGGCACGUGCACACCGGACUCUAGGACAUCAACGGUGUGGCGACUGACGAUCCAAUUAGCAGGCUGCCCCGAUUUUCUACGUGAUGUGGUGCGCCUACUAUGGUUUGGCCAUACUAUGGCAAGAUGUGGAUUUUCGACGGAGCAGCUGCGUGGUCCCGGCAGUAUUGUGGCUUCCGAGGAAGAGGUGCCGCAGCUGGAGGAUCUGGCUGCUCCUUUCCGUUGCUUUGCCGAGAUGCGCGACAUCGCGGCCCAGCGUAUACGCCUUCAAGACCAAGCAGAUACGAUUUCUGCACAGGCAGUCCAGCCCCCUUCUGUUGAGGUGCCCACGCUUGCCGUGGACCGCGUCAACUCCGACGGUCGUGAUGGUCGUAUCGUGGCGGCGUCCGGAAUUGGUGGUCUUUCAACCGCCCAACCUGACCAGUCUGGACAAACACCACUUGCGCAGCUCAAACCUAAGCCUAGGCCACAAUGGGUGACAGUCUCUAUUCCUCAGGGACGGAAGGCAUUAAGUGCUACGAAGACAUUAUCUAGCCGGCGUGCAUUUUUGUCAUCGCGGUAUGCCGUACUGGCCGACCAACACGAGGUCGACGUCGAAGAGGUCGAGGCGGUUGUUCAUGCACCUUUUUCUGCUCUCGAAGAGCCGGAUACGAGCGGUGCAGGAGCGCUCGCGGCCGUACGACACUCUGACAAGGCCACGGAUUCUACGGUCCAGCUUCGGCUGAUAAAGAAAACACCACCGAAGCUUCCACUGACGCCUCAAUUAGUGGCGCUAAAACAGAAGGAACGGACCGAGCUUCUCAGGAAUAUCGCUCAAGUGGAGGGUUACUGUGGAUCUCGUGUAUUGCCGCGGCUGCCGGAUGGCGUUGAUCUGGGGUCCGGGUCGUACGAUAUUAUCCAACAGCAGUUGGAUAUUCUGCCUGUUCAGACUCCGGCGAACGGGAAUUGUUCGGCCAUGGCAUUGGUCCAGGCGCUCGCUAACAACGACUUGCGUCACCGAGAUAAGAUCCUCCUCUCCGCUACAUCUAGCUUAAAAAGAGGCAUCAAAUACACGGGACAGAUGCACAUGAUGGAUUAA
This is a messenger RNA of Peronospora matthiolae, 1761 nucleotides long. The record is from the annotation of a GenBank genome assembly. NCBI's taxonomy places the organism in Eukaryota, Oomycota, Peronosporomycetes, Peronosporales, Peronosporaceae.